Molecule: messenger RNA, 920 nt
Organism: Corticium candelabrum
Lineage: Eukaryota; Metazoa; Porifera; Homoscleromorpha; Homosclerophorida; Plakinidae
Product: sodium channel modifier 1-like
Exons: 8
Coding region: 1-813 (270 amino acids)
Biological process (GO): RNA splicing
Cellular component (GO): nucleus
Source: RefSeq, a predicted model, not a curated record
AUGUCAUUCAAAUUGGUAGGAGAUCGGGUUGGAGAGAUUCGUUUACUAAAUAGACGAAGACGGGAAGAGUUACUGACUAACAACAUCCCGGAUGAUGAAGCAGUGUUGCUCAAGAAUGGCACGUACGCCUGCACGGUAUGCAAGCAUUGUCCAGUUGUUGACAGUAUUGACAUGUUGGUAGUUCACAGAAGAGGAAAGAAACACGUGGAAGCUACAAAACUAAGAAUUAAACAGAAAGAGCUAGAGAGAGACGAGAAACAGAGACGAGACCAAGAAGCUGCAUUACAGUCACUAGCCGACAGCAGUGACACGGAUGAAAGUUGUCAUUACAGCUUUGAAGAAAGUGGAAAAGCAGCAUGUACCGUUGCACCAUUACUGGAGAUGACUAGGAAAAGGAUAGGUCAUGCUCUGAUGAAGGAAACGCCAUAUUGCAGCACUGCACAAAGGAAAAGAGCAAAGGUUUCUGAAAGGCCGACAAGGUUUUUUCAACAUCAAUCUGAUCAUGAACGUGAGUGCUCAAAUAUAACUGAAAACGAUCAUCGAAAUUCUCACACAACUAAUUCUGAAGCUGCUGCUGUUAUGAUGUCAAAACCAACGGCAACUUCAAGCUAUGUAUUUCCAUGGAAUGCUGGGAUCAGUAGCCGACAAAAAUCAGAAAGAGGUCAGUCAACUGCAGCUAAGACAGGAGAACACAAUGAACAUCUCCGAUACUUGCAACUGAAGCAGUCGGGUUGGCUGCAAGAUGCUAAUGGCAAGUGGUACAAAGAUCCAGAUGUCGAGUUUGAUUCAGAUGAAGAAGAACCACCUUCGUAGUGUUGUGACUGUCCUUAGUCAUUACACAGGUACGUAGUACAGAGCAAAUUGCUUGUCUAGGAGUUGGAGUAUGAUCCAUCUCAACAUUCAUGAAAACUUAUUGCUUG